CUCAUUUUACAGGAAAUUUGCUGAAGGCAAAUGUACAGAAAGACAGUGAAAUGUACUAGACUCACUUCCAUGAACACGUCUUAACAUCAUCUCAGCAACAACAGAGGCAGCAUUUUUUUUUUAUCAUGACUGAAACAUAUACAGCCAGCAUGAAUACAGAAACAUACGAUAUCUACGAAACAGAAAACAUAUGCACGACCGAAGGCUCAAACCUGAACCCACAUCUCAAGGCUGCCAUUUUCUACCUUGUUUUUGUGCUUGGCCUCAUCGGCAACGUCACCGUCUUAUGGGUCCUCUUGAAAAUCAUGCACGUGAAAAAUAUGACAAACCUCUGCCUGUUGAAUCUGGCUGUGUCGGACCUGCUGAUGGUCCUCUCGCUGCCCUCCUGGGCUCUCUAUGCUCAGGGCCACUACUUAAAAGGCAAUGAAAUGUGUAAGGCAAUGGCGGGUACGUACCAAGUGGGAUUUUACAGCGGGAUCUUAUUCGUGACUCUGAUGAGCGUUGAUCGCUAUUUGGUCAUCGUGCACGCCGUUGCAGUACUGGGAGCGAAGAUGCUACGUUACGGAAUUGUGGUAAGUCUCCUUAUAUGGAUGGUCGCGAUCUGCGCUGCCCUUCCAGAGGCCAUCUUUGCGGCAAUGGUCACAGAGGACAACGUCACCAGCUGUCAGAGAAUUUAUCCUUUUGGGUCAGCCCAGAAGUGGAAGCUGUUCCGUAACUUUGGUGAAAACGCAGUAGGACUGUUCAUAUCUUUGCCCAUUUUAGCCUACUGCUACAUCAGGGUCCUAAUGGUUGUGAAGAAGACAAAAAACUCAAAGAAGGAACGUGCCAUAAAGCUCAUCUUAGGCAUCGUCAUUGUGUUUGUGGUCUUCUGGGUGCCCUACAACGUGGUGGUGUUUCUGAAAACCUUGCAGGAGUUUGGCAUGUUAAGUACCUGCGAGGCUUAUCGUCAAGUCAGCAUGGCCAUGGACUUAACAGAGACCAUCGCGCUCACUCACUGCUGUGUAAAUCCGGUCAUUUAUGCUUUUGUCGGGGAAAAGUUUAGGAAAUGCCUUGUGAGUGCAUUUUCGAGAUAUCUUGGAUGCGUGAAGAUUUACCAGUCGACAUCUACGCAAUCCAAAGUUUCGGAGAACGAAACUUCCAACACGGCUAUUUUUUUUACAUCUCCUAUCAAAAGCACGCAGGUUUAGUUCGGAAAAGUUACGGUUUGUUUGUAAAUAUUAUGCUUAUAUUUGAAAGCAUUUUUUUCAUGCGUUGCGGCGUAUUACGUUUGUUGGUUUCAUGAUAUAACAUAAAUUAUACUACCUCAAUUAGUAAAACCAAAUGUCGAUGAUAAAAAUGAUGAUGUGAAAUCAUGUAAGAAUACAACAUUUUCUUCUUCAGGUCGGUAUAGGGCAAGAGGUGCUUUCAGCUUUCUGUGGCUUGAAAAUUGACUGAUGCAUUAAAUAUAAUGAAUUUACAAAUGAUUUACUGUUACCAAAAUAUCUGCUCCUUAGUAUAUCUAAGGUCUCAAUACAUGACCUUCUUAAAAGUUCAUUACUAUUUCAGUAUGAUAGUUACUAACGACACAUAAUAAAAAACUUCCUUAACCACACACACUUUGAAACCAAAACCUAAUCCCCUUCACAUGGGCUAUAAGAGGAUGCGUGUGUGUGUGUGUGUGUGUGUGUGUGUGUGUGUGCGCGCGUGUGUGUAGUGUUGACAUAGAGGAACUGUACUUUGAAUGUAUUCUUUACUGGAUCGAUGUGAAUAUUGUGUAUUCCUAAUAUAUGUUACAUUAGAUGUCUAAACUACUUAUUUCAAAUGCACUGAUACUUAUAUCCAGAUGUAUAUCAACAUGUAAAUAAACAAAGAAAUAAAAUGA
This is a messenger RNA of Puntigrus tetrazona (Sumatra barb), 1861 nucleotides long. RefSeq names its product C-C chemokine receptor type 4-like. Gene Ontology annotation, cellular component: membrane. Bases 126 to 1187 code for a protein of 353 amino acids. Gene Ontology annotation, molecular function: chemokine receptor activity. The record is from RefSeq and is a predicted model, not a curated record. The transcript has 2 exons. Gene Ontology annotation, biological process: immune response; G protein-coupled receptor signaling pathway; chemotaxis. NCBI's taxonomy places the organism in Eukaryota, Metazoa, Chordata, Actinopteri, Cypriniformes, Cyprinidae.